AUAGAGGGGGGUGAGGUUGUCAGGGAAAGGGAAAUGAAGGAGUAAGCAAGAUUGUGCUUGCAGCACAAGAUUCAUUCUCAGUACACAGCUGACAUUAAAAGAAGACAAACAUGGUUGGAACCAAACAGGAGGAGAGAACAAGAAGCAAGUGAGGAAAACAAGCCAUCAGCAGCCAACCUCGACCACCUUAUCUUUUCCAUCUAUAUACGGAAACCACUGGAUAAUUCAUAAGCCUCUCCCUCUCGCUCUGUGUGAGUGUGAGUGUGCGAGUGAGAGGGAGGAUUUGCUGAGCUCACCACCACCAUGCUGUGUCCUGCUGCUGUCAGUGCAGCUGCUGCUGCGGCUGUUUGGCUGCUGGCAGUGUUGGGCCGAGGCCUGUCUGUUCCAGCUGAGGACAACUCAGAGCCAGGCUUCAGCCUCUGCAGCCACUGCUUCUAUAGACAGACGCCUCCUCAGGGAGGCUCUGCUGGGCCACUGUUGCGCCCACUCUGCCACAGACUGCCCGGGGGACAGGCGUUUGCCACUCUGUCCAGACCGACCUGUGACACAGCUGUCUACUCUGCCUUCCAUCUCAGCCAUGGAUGGGCAGAGAGAGAGCGAGAGGAGGGGGGAGAGCACACGGUGGAGGAAGAAGAGGAAGACAAAAUAAAAAUAUCAGUACCAGCCCUUGUCAAGGGAGGCAGAGGUACAUCUCAUCCUGUCUCACCCUCAGACUCCCUGCUUCAACACUGGGACUCAACAGUCACAGCACUAGUCCAGGCAAGCAUUUCUCCCCAGUGCAGCGUUUCAGGAGGUGAUCUCUACAUCCUGACGGGGGCGGGAGGUCUCGAGGCUGCUGAGGACGAGUGUCAGGUGCAGCCGCUGUGGUCUGCAAUGUGCUGCGCUGUCCCUGAAGGGAAGAGUGGCUUCAGUGUUGGGUUAAUCAGAGAGGCAGGGGAAGCUGGGAGGCAAGUGAGCGUGCAGGAGCUGGAGGAGAUGCUUGGAGUGGCAGAGCUGUUCUCAGAGGGCUGUGGAGGAGCAGAUGGCAAGAGCAUUGAAAUCACAGUGGAUGUAGUGCCAAACACUGCUGGUGAAGUCACUGAAGAGGAGGUUGGUUCAGAUGCCACCAGCCAGAGUUCGAACAAGGAAAGCACAGCUGCAGAAAAGGUGGCUGGUGUUGAUGCUCAGUCAGAGGAAGCUGAUGUUGCAGACAUCACUCAACAAACUUCAGCAGAUGCAGCACCUUCAGAGAGUUGGGGUGUUGGGCAGGGUGACGUGACACGUUCAAGAGCUGUCACAUCUGAGUCUCCUGAGACCUCUGCUGAGCAUGAAACUGUGGAUGAACAAGAGACAGACACAAAUUCCAGCAGCAUUGUGGUCUUUGCCCUUUCCACCACCUUGUCCAUCCUCAAAGCUCCCCUGCGGCCUGUGUUCUCCACAAUCACACAGUUACCUGGACAGGUGACAUAUGUUCUUCAAGAAGACCUUGGAGUUCUGUCUGCCCUGCCUGGAGACACCUUCUCACUGCUCCAUCUCUUGAUCUCUGACCUCUUGUCCUGGAUGGGCUCUGCUGCAGAAAUGGUCUUGGGUAUCGGGGAAACCUGCUUCUUCAGCAUGUACUACUGCACCUCCUCCAUGCUGGGGGCCCUGCUGAACAGCUGCUACACUGGAGUCACUGGUAUGGGGACCCUGGCUGGAGACACAGUGGGAAUAUUUGGUGAUGCUUUCGAUAAUGGUUGGUGGGUGACCAAGUUCUUUGGAGGACGAUUAUGGGAACAGGGUGAGGGGUAUGUGGGAACAGUAAUGUCAGAGAUGGGGAGUCAGGCAAAAGCUGUAGGUGGAGGGUUGUGGAGGCUGGUGUGGAGAAGUGGAAAUGGGGUGGGUAAUGUGUGCAGGUUGGGAGGGGGAGUAGUAAUGGGGGUGGUGGAUAUGGUCAUUGGUGGGGUGAGGGAGGCUUUUGGGCAGGAGUCAGAGUAAAAAUUGGAACAAAAAUUCACUCCACUUGAUGCCAUAUGUAACAAACUUUCAAAUAUUUUCUCCAAAUUAAAAGUGAAUUUCUUUAAGAGUGUGAAAAAAUUUGGAUUUUUUUCAAUUUGAUGUCACUUGAUAUGCCUUAGUUGUUACACAAGGAUUGUAAUUCACUGAAUCAAAUUUGGUGAAUCACAAAUUUCUUCCUCAAUAGGUAUUACACUUCACUGUGGCUGGCUGUCUCAAUAAUCUGCUGUAUUUUUUUAAUUUAAGUGACCCUAUAGUGAUAAAAACAGCAAGCAAAAAACACUGUGUACAAGCUUUUGGAUGUAAUUACUCAAAAAAAUUGUUGUACGAUAAUUGUUAUGAAAAUACUUGCUUACAUGUACAUUUGAAUAAAAGAGAAUGCUGACUGAU
Scatophagus argus is the source of this 2364-nucleotide messenger RNA. RefSeq lists its product as uncharacterized. Lineage: Eukaryota; Metazoa; Chordata; Actinopteri; Scatophagidae. The transcript has 3 exons. The record is from RefSeq and is a predicted model, not a curated record. The coding region runs from base 304 to 1956 and encodes 550 amino acids.